AUGAACGAUGUUAUAUACAAUCCAUACAAUUUGUUAUCAGAUGUUUACUUUUCUGUGAUAGACAAAUGUCCUCCAAACACGCCUCCGAAAAUUAGAAAUCUUUGUGAAAAGGAAACUGAUCUUAUUCAAAAUCUUACACUAGUACCCGUGACAAGUCAGAACAGGACAACGUAUAGGAAUGUUUAUUGUGGUCAAUGUCAUGGUGAAACAGAUUUAGAGUCAUGGACUAUAGACAUAUAUUGUCAAAAAUUUGCAGACUUUAACUUCUUAUCCAGUUUCGCAGAAAUAGCUGAAACAAUAAAGGUUAAAAUGUGCACUGUACGAUAUGUUCAACAGAAUGCCAAUAACAAGGCCCUCCCGUGUAAUAGAAUAACUGAUAAUUUGAUAGAUAGAUGCAACAUGACUGGCACUUGGAGCUCAUAUGACUUGGAUAUCGAUUGGGCAUGCGAUCACUUUCAACUUCCAUUUGAUAAGUACAAAAGUAUAUUUUGUUUAAUGUGUAAUCCUCCGUUGCCAGAUUUGUACAUGGAUAUCAUCUCUACGUGUAAUGUAACUGAUGAUAGCCCAAAAGUGCUAGAAAAUGCAUGUGAAAUGUAUCAACAAAGCAGCGUAACGUUUCCGUUCAAAAACAUGUUUUGCUAUCUUUGCAAUAGACAUGACGAUAAAGAUAAGUACAAUGAUAUAAAUGGAGGAUUUCGAAACAAUAAAUGCAGAGAUGUAACGUGUUCUCCCGGAUAUAUACUGCUAAAUUCAACUUGCGAACCAAUACUACCCGUGACUAAAAAUCUCGGAUAUUUGCUACCUAUCCGUUUGGACUUUGUAUCUAAAAUAAAUCCAGUCUCAAUUGAUUCCUUUUUACAGAGAAUGGAAACAGCAAUAGCAAAUUAUUUGAAAAGAUACCUUAAACUAAACAGAGACCUACAUUUCAUAUCUGCUGACCUAAUCACAAAUUCUACUUGUAUCAUAAAUGAAACGGUAGGAAUGGAGAUAUUGGCAAGUAUUGAAGUGUUCAUUGACGAGAUUGUUUCAAGGAAAGACAUUGAAAGGAAGUUAGCCAAUAUCAGUGGUGAGUUGGUUAAUGUCACUGGAUACGAUAAUAUAAACCUGACAAUCUCAUUAGACUAUAAUGCAAUAAACACCAAAACAAAAAUAAAUGAUAUCGGACAGUUUACCGGACUGUGCUAUUUAUCCACAACAGAUUCUGAUUUCAAAAGGUCGCACAUGUACUAUCAGUUCAACCUCGUUUCUAAUCUACUCUUUUGUAAGCAGGUAGUCCUCGAUAAAAGUGAAGUUAUCGUCAUUUUCAAUCCAACUUCUUCUGUUACAUUCGUUUCAAGUAAAGUUAAAAUAGAUCAAGGACAUUUUAGAAUAGCCGGAAAUGGCACGGUAAGAAUAUGUGUCGAUACACUAUUGUCAUUGAAGGAACCUAACGUGCCGAUAGACAAGGUCAUGUCUGCAAUGAUGGUCACAGCAACAAUUAUUUCAAUGAUUUGUCUGUUCGCUACCUUUCUUACAUACUGUUUAUUUCCAAGCCUCCGAUCUGUUCCUGGUAAAAACAACAUGUCUCUUGUGUUUUCAUUAUUUUGUUUACAGGCUGUGUACACUAUAAGUACGCAUAAAAUCGAACAUCUUUUGUCUUGUCAAGUGAUAGGAAUCAUAGUCCACUUCUUUCUUUUGAGCUAUUUUGCUUGUUUAAGCGUUUGUACAUUCCACAUGUUAAAAGCAUUUAGCAGCAUUAGCGGACCGUAUAAUACAGGCCACGGUAAUCGAACUGUGUUAGUGUAUUGUUUGUUUUCUUACUGUACUCCAACAAUUAUAAUCAUUGUCAAUAUAGCUGUAACCUUUUUGUUAGCUGACAACAUCGGGUAUGGCGUCAGAGGAUAUAUCUGCUUUGUGAAAUACUCAUCCGCUGUUAUUGGAACGGUAAUCGUUCCUAUUUCGUUCAUUUGUGUGUGUAAUGUAGCUUUUUUCAUCAUGACAAUGCGCAAAAUUAGUUCUACACCGAAGAUUCAGCGGACGAGUUCACACAAAACUACCCAUGACAACAGCAUCGUCUACAUUAAACUUUUCAGCAUAACGGGUAUAACAUGGGUAUUCCCGAUGAUCGAUGCGUUUUUACCGAUGACCUCCUUAACUGUGAUGUUUUCGUUGCUAAAUGUGUUACAGGGUGUGUACAUCUUCCUGUCUUACAUAUGUAAUACACGUGUAAGAAGGAUGUUUAGGAAUUUGUGUGGUUGUUAUACAGGUGGCUUGGACUCAAACUUUACUGGGUUAACCAAUAGUUCACAAGUAUUGUCAGCGAGUAGUGUUAAAUAUCUAUCACAACAAAACACAAAGUGUAUCCGUGAAAGUAAAAUUUGAUCUGUAAGGCUUAAAGAUGUGACAUGGGCUUACGGGUUUAAUUCUGUAAGUGGAAACAAAUAUGCAAAAUGGUAAUCAUUUCGUCGUAAGAUGCAUUGUAUUUGAAAAUGAAUGACUUGUAAAUAAUUACUCAAUAAAAAUUUUCUUUGCUCA
Messenger RNA from Mytilus californianus (California mussel), 2514 nucleotides. RefSeq lists its product as uncharacterized. The transcript has 3 exons. Gene Ontology annotation, molecular function: G protein-coupled receptor activity. Gene Ontology annotation, biological process: cell surface receptor signaling pathway; G protein-coupled receptor signaling pathway. The coding region runs from base 1 to 2361 and encodes 786 amino acids. The record is from RefSeq and is a predicted model, not a curated record. Gene Ontology annotation, cellular component: membrane. Lineage: Eukaryota; Metazoa; Mollusca; Bivalvia; Mytilida; Mytilidae.